ACAAUAACGUGAUCUAUUUAGCGAUUUAUGUACUGUUUUAUAGACCCCCAACACACCCUCGGAGUUCUACCGCGUUCUUCUAGAGUAAAACCACAAAAGGUACCCGUACGUGCCACAUUUAACCAACUAACGAGAGGUAUAGUAUACGGAAAUUCUUGGAUAUUAAGUUCGGGAAGACUGGCUGUGAUCUGGUGUAUCUACAUUAUGAAUUCUGGCACCCGCAGAGGAUUUUCUGUGAUUUAAGUAAGAACUUGGAAUUAAUGUGUGGUGAAUUCAUGUGUUCAACGGUUCCAUAGUGCCCCUCUAAGCAUUACAACAUGCCGUCCAAUUCUGACAGUGUGAAGGUGGCCGUUCGUGUCCGGCCAUUCAAUCAGAGAGAAAAAAAUGCUGGGUCAGCUUGUAUAAUUUCUAUGAAGGGAAAUUCCACUACUAUAACAGAUCCUAAUUCUGGCCAAGAGAAAACAUUUUCAUUUGACCAUUCCUACUGGUCACAUGAUGGCUUCAUCGAGGACAAGGAUGGAGUCAACAAGUCUGAAUCUGACCAUUACGCUGACCAGAGGCGGGUGUUUAGUGACCUUGGAAAAGGUGUGCUGGAUAAUGCCUGGCAGGGCUACAAUGCUGCCUUAUUUGCUUAUGGCCAAACAGGAUCAGGAAAAAGCUACUCAAUGAUAGGAUAUGGUCCUAAUAAGGGGAUAGUUCCCAUCACAUGUGAGGAAUUAUUCAAGGUCAUAGAAUCCAACAAAGACAAGGACAAACAGUUACAGGUAUCCUUCAGUAUGCUAGAAAUAUAUAAUGAGAAGGUACGGGAUCUACUGGUGAAGAAUAAAGCCGAAACUGGAAGCCUGAAGAUUCGACAGGAUCAAAAGAUGGGAUUCUACGUGGAGGGCCUAAAACAUGUGCCUGUGCGCAACUACAAGGAAAUAGAGAAGUUGAUGGAGCAGGGUACAGUGAACCGGACAACUGCCUCAACCAACAUGAACGCAACCUCAUCACGGUCCCACAUGGUCAUCACCAUACGCUUCAAUCAGGUGAUCAUGGGUGCUGACGGCAAGAGCAAUACCAGGAGCAGUGAUAUCAAUUUGGUAGAUCUGGCUGGGUCAGAGAGGAGUGCUUCUACUGGGGCUACUGGGGACAGACUGAGGGAAGGAUCAGCCAUUAACCAGAGUCUGUCCACAUUAGGGAAUGUCAUCAGUGCCCUUGCUGACCAGGCAACAUCAAAAAAGAAGGUCAUUGUGCCAUACCGCAACUCUGUACUUACUAUGCUGUUACAGUCAGCGUUGGGUGGGAACAGCCGCACCAUCAUGAUAGCGGCUCUUAGCCCAGCAGCUAUAAACUAUGAUGAAACCCUCUCCACACUCAGAUACGCAGACAGGGCCAAACGAAUCCAGAAUAAGGCUGUGGUGAAUGAGAGCCCCACAGAGAGACUGAUCCGUGAACUGAAGGAGGAGAAUGCCAAACUCUUGUCCAUGUUGUCUAAAGGUGGUCGUGGAGGACCAGACUCCUCAGAAGGUCGGAGAGAACUACAGAGGAUGUUACAGGAAAAUGAACGCCGUAUGAAUGAUAUGAACCUGUCAUGGGAACAACGACUUGAACAAGCAAGGAAGGAAUGGCAGAAAUCAGUCAGUGUUGGAGAUGAUCAGAAAAGUCUGGAAGAAUUUCAACACAAACCUUACAUAACCAAUAUAAAUGAGGAUCCCCAGCUCUCUGGCAUAAUCAAACACUGCUUCAACAAAGGAAAGACAGUUAUUGGAAAGACGAAAACAGGUGAUGUCAAUGUUCAGCUUCGAGGUCUGGGUAUACAGCCGAGACAUGCCAUCAUUCAUCACACUGGCAGUAAGGUAUAUAUUGAACCUGCAGAGAAAUCAGCGCUGGUGUUUGCAUCCGGUCACAGGGUCAGGGAAAAGUUUUGUCUCUCUCAUUUGGACCGUAUCCGCCUUGGCUCCUCCUGUCUGUUUUUAUAUAUCGGCCUACCUGAACAGCGUACCCCUAGUGACCAAACAGACCAAUACAACUAUGACUACUUCAUGAUGGAACUGGCAGAGCAUGAGGGAGUUACAGUAGACCUACAGACUCCCCGUGGUACUGAGGCUGUCGAUGAGGCAUCCUCCGAGCGUGCCUUCCAGGAAUAUGUAAGGCUAAUGCCACUUAUAUCUGAAGCCAAUGCCAUCAGUGAGGAGUUAUCGAAGACUGUCCAUUUUGAUGCAGAAAUUAAAAGUGAUGCCAGUCAUGACCCCAUGGGUAAAGCGACAGGUCGGGAAGUCAUUGUUAGAGUAACAGAUACAAAGACAAAGAAGAUUUGGAUGUGGCCCCACGACAAGUUCCUCCACAGGAAAGACUUGAUGGAUGAACUGUACAGCCAGUUUAUGGAGGAUAGCUCUCUCCAUGUAGCCAAAGAGAAAGACCCUUUCUGGGACCCUGUGGAGGACAUCUUCCUUGGAAGCUGCCAUAUUCUGCUACAAAGUCUGUCAUACGGCCUGGAAGUUGACGAGCAUUUUACCCUCCACAACUACCAUGGGAAGGAAGAGGCAGUCAUGCAUGUCCAGCUGCUGCCAUGCAAUGCUAAAGGCCAGCUUCUUAGUGAGGACGACAACAUUUACGAACCUGCAGAAUUACUUGGCCAGCCAUUCCACCUGUCUUUGAUCCUCAACCAGUACAUGGGUGUACGCUGGAACAAGGAGGACAAAAGUAGAGGUGUCUACUGCAGGUAUAAAUUCUUCGACAGCAAAGUAUUGGCUACAGAUACGCUGUGGGGUAAGAGUACAGCAGAGGUCAACUACAGCAAAGACUUUGUCUACAGGAAGUUCACGGAGGACUUUCUAAGAUAUCUCAGUACACAGUCUCUAGUGCUGGAACUCUGGGGAAAACAAGGUGGUGCUAAAGUUGAGAGCGCCACAGAGCAGACCAAUGGCUACACCAAUGGAAAUGCAGAAGUGGAUAAUGACAUGUUGAAGAUGACACACCAGGUGCAGUACUUGAAGGGGGAAUGUGAGGAUUUGAAAAAGGAAAACUUUAAACUAAAGAAAACUGUAGACACCCAAAAGCAAGCCUUAGAGAUGAGCAAAGCUAAACCCAGAAGAGGUAGUAUAGUAGAGGCAGAGAAGAAACGUCCUGUUACAGAAGGCCCCAAUAGAGCUGUGGGAUUAGAUGUGGACCUGGCCAAGGCACUCAAAAUUUUCUUCAAGGAUGUGAGAGAUGUGCAAAACCAGGUGAAAGAAAUGAGACAGCAAGUGAUGGAGGUGAACCAAGACUCCAGACAGAAUGGGAAUCUCAAGGUCGCACUUGAGAAACAGGACAAAGGACUCCAUGACAUUGACAAUCAUCUUGCCUCUUGUGUACAGAAUCUUAAACAGACUGUAGCCUCCACUCUGAGGAAAGGCAAGAGCUAACACAACCCCGAUCAGUGUUAUCAAAGGACCCUUUCCUUCAUACAUUCAACUAAAGGUACAAGAGUUUUGAUGACACUGAUUAGCAACAUGUCUUUUGAGGAAGAUGUUUGUCCUGAUCAAGGUUUUUACCAAAACAUUCUUACCUUGUCGUCAAUGUCUGUUAGCCAAACAACUUGUCUUCUUCACUUUGACAAUCAAGGGAGUGAUUGAAUAGGAUGUUGUCUUGUAAAAACCAGGAUCUUCUUGCACAGGCAGAGUUGGACCACUCUUCAACAAGGUUAUAUCCUAUACAGUGUAAAACAUGAUAAAUCAAGCAACAGUGUUAUUACCUGUAUCAUCAACAAAAAUACAUCGUAUUGCAAUCUGAGUAUUGCCAUCUGAAUGCAAUGUCAGAGAUAUGGUCUAAGUAUAAGCUUGGUAUUGCAUUGGAGUCAUAAGAUUACUAUCAUAUAGAUUGUUUUAAACUGUACAUGCCUAGAAUUUGACAUGGCGACCAUCUGACAGAAGGCCAGUGUAAAUGAAUACCCUAUAUCUAUGCUGUAUACACCACACAUCAGUCUAGUUGUAAACUCUUGUAGAUUGUUGACAUGUCUUCUAGUAUGUAUAAGCUAUACUACCGACCAUUCUUAUUGUAUACCGUACUCAGUUUUGUCACUAGGCCAAUUCUAUGUCAUGAAAACACUACUUUAAUUUGAUGAUCGUUUAUCAAACAUUGCUGUACAGAUACACCAACUAUAUUUCAAGUUACCAAUAUGCAUGAAAUGCUCAUUGUCAAGUGUGAUAAGUCCGUCCACUAUUUAUUACCAAUAAAACAUAUAAAACAAU
Messenger RNA from Pecten maximus, 4211 nucleotides. Its product is annotated as kinesin-like protein KIF28P. The transcript is spliced from 26 exons. Gene Ontology annotation, biological process: cytoskeleton-dependent intracellular transport; microtubule-based movement. The coding region runs from base 318 to 3386 and encodes 1022 amino acids. NCBI's taxonomy places the organism in Eukaryota, Metazoa, Mollusca, Bivalvia, Pectinida, Pectinidae. Gene Ontology annotation, molecular function: microtubule motor activity; ATP binding; microtubule binding. Gene Ontology annotation, cellular component: microtubule; kinesin complex. The record is from RefSeq and is a predicted model, not a curated record.